Punctularia strigosozonata HHB-11173 SS5 is the source of this 342-nucleotide messenger RNA. RefSeq names its product eukaryotic translation initiation factor 1. Gene Ontology annotation, molecular function: translation initiation factor activity; RNA binding; ribosomal small subunit binding. The coding region runs from base 1 to 342 and encodes 113 amino acids. NCBI's taxonomy places the organism in Eukaryota, Fungi, Basidiomycota, Agaricomycetes, Corticiales, Punctulariaceae. Gene Ontology annotation, biological process: translational initiation. Gene Ontology annotation, cellular component: eukaryotic 43S preinitiation complex. The transcript has 4 exons. The record is from RefSeq and is a predicted model, not a curated record.
AUGAGCGUGCAGAAUCUCAACACUUUCGACCCCUUUGCAGACGAGGGUGAUCCUCUCGGCGGUCAGCAAGACGUCGGAUCUCAACAGAACUACAUCCACGUCCGUAUUCAACAGAGGAAUGGACGCAAGACUCUGACAACCCUCCAAGGCUUGCCGAAGGAAUACGACCCCAAGAAGCUUCUGAAAGCGUUCAAGAAGGAAUUCGCCUGCAAUGGCACACUCGUCGAGGACGAGGAGAUGGGUCAGGUCAUCCAGCUUCAAGGAGACCAACGCGCAAAGAUCUCGACCUUCCUCACUGAGGAGGGCAUCCCGCGCGGCAGCAUCAAGGUGCACGGUUUCUGA